AUGGUGACCGCGACUCGACGAGGCAUAAUCCGUCCAAGUCAAACCCAUUCCGAGACGCACAUCGACGGAUCCGCCUCCACGCCGGUCCAAAUCGACGAACCAGCCUCCGAACCGACGAUCCAAGAACCUCUGCCGCCGAAUAUCACGAUGCUCGACGAAGCCGCCGAUGGAGGAGUUGAACCAUGUUUGGAGAUGGUUCUAUUUGAAGGAGUAGUCGAGGCCGAGUCUUUCGCUACGGCGGAAGAUGAACCGAUGGCGGAUGAAGAAGCCACGGCGGAGAAACCCGAGGACCCGGAGAUUCCUCGAGAUGCACAGACGACGGUGCCAAUCCCAAACUCCGCCGAAACCCUAGCUCCACCACCAACUGAUGGAGCGACUGAAGCAGCCGUCACUACACCUCCGGUGGUGACCGUCCGAGACGAGCUCAACGCCGCCGCAACAGAGUUCUUGGAGCCCGACGCUUCGGUUCCUCCGAGAGAUUCAAUUCCGGUCGCUUCUCAACCUCACGGUGAUGAGGCUCUCGACGAACUUAACCCGGGGCAACCUUUCUGUUCUGAGCAGAAGGAGAAGUCGCUUGGUCCUCCAAUUGAGACAACGCCGAAGACUCCUUCUUCAUUUCCCGAUCAAACUCGAUAUGCACUCUCCGAUGAAGAAAAGAGUGAUGAAGACGCUUGCUUGAUAACUCGAAAGCGUAAAGUACUUCGUUCAACCGGUCUUCCGCCACCAUCCAAGAAGCUGAAGGAGAAAGUUCCCGAAUCGUCUCCAUCUCCAAAGCCAAAAGCCUCCAAAACACGAUCUACUCCGGUGAAGAAAGCUCCAGCUCGAGCUAGUUCACGUGCUAAAGGGAAGGCGAAGCAAACCGAGGGUUCUAAGUCCAAGAAACCGUCAUCUCUGGACAGGUUUGCGAUCUUUAGCUCUCGUGGAAUCUUGGAUGAGCGAAUUGUAGAUCUUAAGGCUGAAGCUAAGUGGGGAUAUCCUGAUAUUAUCAUCAAAGGAGGGUUUAAGUCUAUGGUUGAGGGUUUGGGAAGCUAUGUUAGCUCGCAAAUUGUUGAAUUCUAUGCUGCAUUGCCUCAACCAGGAGAUGAUAGUGUUCAGGUGUCGAUCAGAGGUUACAACUAUGAGUUUUCACCUGUGAUUGUCAAUGAGUUUCUCAAUAUGCAGCCACUGAGUGACGAGAGAAAGCUUGAGGCAGACGCAGACUCUGUCAGUCUAAAGACAUUGGCUCAGUUGUUUACUCCGAAUGAGAUGGCAGAGUGGGCUGAGAUCUAUUCGAUUGGGAUGACUCCAUGUUAUGCAUCCUUGGUCAUUGUUGGGUCACACAAAUGGAUGCCAUAA
Microthlaspi erraticum is the source of this 1335-nucleotide messenger RNA. NCBI's taxonomy places the organism in Eukaryota, Viridiplantae, Streptophyta, Magnoliopsida, Brassicales, Brassicaceae. The record is from the annotation of a GenBank genome assembly.